AUGUACAUUAUGGACAAAACCGUGACGAACAACUCCUGACUACUAUGUACGCGCUCGCUUCGCCGCAGCGCCGCUUGCCCUGAUCGUCUUCAUCGUUCAAAGCCCAGCCGCAAAACCAGCUUGUAUCUGUCCAGAACGUUGACAUCGACGCAUAGUAGACAUCUUCAAUCAAGCCUAUACGUUGUAGUAGCUUUCUGCGUCUCAGCGGCAUCGUGUCUAGCAAAGUUCAGCACAGGUCAGACCCCCGGUUUUAUUGCUAUCCAGAACAGUGGAUUCAUUCCUACGCAGGCUAAAUCUCUCCCACAACUCUUAUACAACAGAAGUCUCGUUCAGUACGCCUUACCGACCAUCCAUCCAGACGUGUGAACCCGCCCUGCUUUCCUUCCCAAGCAAUCCUUACUUUACAACCGCCCAUCGCGAUCUCACCCUCCGACUCCUCCUUUCUCUCUUGGUCUGCCUCUAUAGUAACCUCGACCUUUGCUUUUAGUCUCUAUCUAUCUCACUAGUAGGCUAUGAUUCAAAAGAUCGCGAAUCCAAUGACCCGAGGUGGGAGCACCUCCGCCGCUCCCACGCGCCAAGCUACUGCCAAUGAAAGUCCUGAGACCUGGGGUAGAUGGAUCGGUCGCAAGUUAUAUACGUUAGAGGUUGUUCAAGACCCUCAGAGAGCACGCAUGUGUGGCUUUGGUGACAAGGAUCGAAGACCAUUGGCUCCAGCUGCCGUAGCAAAAAUGGUAGUUAAACGAGAAGAUGACAGCAUCGUGGACCCAGACGAUGUCGAUUGUUCCUUCUUUCUGGUUACAGUCGAUCUAUGGUCGGCAGAUGGAAAGCACGAAAUGAACCUUGUCCUACAUCCCACAUCCUCCGAUCGUUAUGUUCCCGCUACCGCACCUAAGGUGAAGCGGAAGACGACUAAUUCCUCCUCUGGACCGACGAGCCAACGCUCGGGAAGGCAGAGUCCCACGCCGUCGGGUCCCCCAUCCACUACUUCUCAGUACCCACAGUCUAGCGGCAUGACGCCGUUCAUGUCACCCUCUGCGUCACACUACGGCGGACAAGGUUAUCCUUUUCCCCAGCAAGAAUCCAACAGUUUUCAACCAAUCCAACCAUAUGGACCUCCAUCUGACGGACAAACAUGGGGGUAUGGUCAAGCGUCUAUGGAGCGUUCCUCACAGCAUAGCUCGGGCACUACACCCGGAGGCACCGUAGCCUAUAACUCGGCGACCUCACCUCCCUCUGCUGAGGGCAACUGGCAUAUGCAAGGCUCGAGUCGGGAGGAGCCGGAGUCGUAUCGUACUUGGCCUCAAGAGCAGUCUUACUCUUCUAUAGACAGCUCUCAUGCCGCUGCUCCGAGCUCAAGUUCGAUAGACCCUUCUCUUCGCGGACCCCCAGCACCCAGUUCUAAUGAACAUGGUCCCAAUUGGUCCAACAACACUGACGCGUACGGACAAUCUAGAUAUACUCAGGACCAAUACAAUCAGGGCCCUCCACCGCAGCAUAGUCCGACUACUUCGCACCAUUCACACCAUCCUCCUCACCCGCCCCCUGUAGAUACCUCCAUGUAUGCUUCAGCUCAAUAUGCUCAACAACAACAUCAACAGCAAGCACAAUCUCAUUACCACCACCAGUCUGGCUACUCCCAACAACCCACACAGGAAAACACACCUGGAUCGACAAUCCCGCCUUUGCCAAGGCAUACCUACACUCGAACGCUUGUCGGACCACUGUCGGCGAAUGCGUGCCGCCUGUUGGACGAACACCGCAAGCCUGGGAUCUUCUUCCUCUUCCAAGACUUGUCUAUCCGCACUGAAGGAACGUUUCGCCUGAGGCUUCGUCUCAUGAACAUUGGAGCGCCACCCGCUCCAGAACCGGGAGCAUUUCGAGUACACACCGACUCCUCACCCAUUCUCGCCCAGACCUUUACACAACCUUUUAUCGUCUACUCUGCUAAGCGCUUUCCCGGCGUUCCAGAUACCACCGCGCUAUCCAUUGCUCUGGGAAGCCAGGGCCAGAAACUCCCAUUGCGUAAUCGUAACGGGUCUAGUAAGCAGGGACGCAAACGUCGACGCGACGGCUCCGAUGAGUCGGGGGACGAAUCGGACGAAUAGUGGAUGCUGGUCCCGAAAGUUGUCUUUAGAUCCUUGCUUACCAGUGUUAGGAUACGUACUAGAACUUGACUGGUUUUCAGAGGUCGCUGCUGCGGCGUAUCUUUCCUAUACUCUCAGCUAUUGGUUUUUAUUGUUCUUGCUUGUUCGCUGUUGCUGCAUAGGUCUUCCAUCCUCUUAUUCACACGUCCAAAUCCGAUGUCCGGUGUGUAUCAUUUUGAAUGACUGUAUUUCGCCUUCAACCCAAACCCACGUGAAGAGCCCUUUGAACCCU
Somion occarium is the source of this 2376-nucleotide messenger RNA. The record is from the annotation of a GenBank genome assembly. NCBI's taxonomy places the organism in Eukaryota, Fungi, Basidiomycota, Agaricomycetes, Polyporales, Cerrenaceae.